AGAGGAAGAGGAGGCUGACCUGGAGCUGUUAGACAGACACUAACCCCAGGACUAACCCCCCCCCCCAGUGGACAUGUCUGUGUGUCGGACAGUGUGGCUGGAUCUGUCUGUCUGAUGUGUUUCAAUAUGAAUGUCUCCUUGCUGAUGCUGCUGCCCGGCUUCCAGCUGCUCCUCAUGUUCGGUGUGGGCGCAAAGAAACAGGAAGUGGCGGGCUCACCUGAGGACCCCAGCACCCGCCUCCGAGGCCUGUGGAGGCUGCACAUGAGGGACACCCUGCUGAAAGGGAAAGGUUCUGGCCCUCAUCCAAUGAGAGGAGGGGUCAAACAGCAGCUGCUCUACUGCCGUGUUGGGAUUGGCUACCAUCUCCAGAUUCCGGCCAGUGGCUCUGUAGGAGGGGUCCACAAACCCACCGAGCAUUGUUGGCUGAAGGUGUUUGCGAUGAAACAUGGAGUGGUGGGGGUCAGAGGCGUGAAGAGCGGCCUGUACCUCUGCUUGAGUGCAGAGGGGCUGCCGUAUGGAGCGGAGAAGUUUUCUGACGAGUGCCUGUUAAAGGAGAACCUGGAGGAGAAUCACUACAACACCUACUCCUCCCUCUCUCACCCUGACAUCUACCUGGCUCUUUCCCAUAAAGGAGCGCCCCGGAGGGGCAACAGUGUGGGCCGCCACCAGUCCUGCACCCACUUUCUACCCCGGAGAACAGGCUGAUCAGGGUCCAGCUUCCUCUCAGUUGGGGGCAAAUUAGGAAUAUGGUUGCCAACAUUGUGAAAACACUGGUGAAAAAAGCAACAGUGUAGAAAUUCCACAUGGCAGCUGGGCUUAAGACUGCAACAUGCACAAAGUGAAACUAGUUCCACAUCCAAGAGACACAAUGAGUGUGAUUGUGUGAUACCUAUUUCCUGUAGGUACGAACAGUGAACUGAGACCCACACUGCAACCUCUCUGCCCGCUGAGACCUGACCGUCUGAGCAGCAUCAUCACUGCUGCUGGCACUGAACAGGAGUCAGGCGACGGAGUAAAUGUUCUUCAAACUAUUUAAUGCACAGGAUGAGUCUUCUGAAGCGCAAGAGUGCAGAACUGACACCUUUUAAAGGAGCGUGACUGUCUCAGUCCUUUACUGCUGAUCAGUAUUUCUGUAGGAUCUAUGACUUUGUGUGAUGUGUACAGGGAACUCUGUGAAGCUGUCCACUGAAUGUGCUGAGUUGGGUUCCAAAUAAGUGAAGUAUUGUUCGCACAAAAUCAUUUGUAGCAAUAAUAAGAAUGGUCUGUAUUUUACAAGUAUUGAUGGAUGAUAAAGCGACAGUGGCAGCUUUUAUACAGCAUCGGUUUUGACCUUAGUAAAUCUGCACAUUAUUUAUCAUGAACAUUUUGUUUCUGAAGUAUUUGUUUAUUUAUUGAUGUUUUAUAAUGCAUUGCAGACUGUGAUGAUAAAUGAAAUAUAUAUAUUUGUAUAAUCAUAUUGUGUUUAAGUAGUCUGUAUCAGAUUGUA
This is a messenger RNA of Trematomus bernacchii (emerald rockcod), 1486 nucleotides long. RefSeq names its product fibroblast growth factor 9 (gene fgf9). The record is from RefSeq and is a predicted model, not a curated record. The transcript is spliced from 4 exons. Gene Ontology annotation, molecular function: fibroblast growth factor receptor binding; growth factor activity. Gene Ontology annotation, cellular component: cytoplasm. Bases 115 to 705 code for a protein of 196 amino acids. Gene Ontology annotation, biological process: positive regulation of cell population proliferation; animal organ morphogenesis; cell differentiation. NCBI's taxonomy places the organism in Eukaryota, Metazoa, Chordata, Actinopteri, Perciformes, Nototheniidae.